Molecule: messenger RNA, 922 nt
Organism: Rotaria sp. Silwood1
Lineage: Eukaryota; Metazoa; Rotifera; Eurotatoria; Philodinida; Philodinidae
Source: the annotation of a GenBank genome assembly
AUGCUAAUUACAAGUAUAGAAAUUUGUUCUAAUACUUUAAAUUAUAACAAUGCAUUACUUAUAUCAUAUAUUAUUUGGUGUACAUGUGGUUUUUUAUGUACUUUAUUUGGUAUACCUGGUCAUUUAUUUCAAAUUUUAAUUAUGUCAAACAAAACUAAUCGUAAAGAAACAACACCAUUACAUUUCAUAGCUAUUGCUAUAUGCGAAUUGAUAUUUCUUUUUGGUGUCUUUUGGUUGUGGUGUGUUGAUAUGUCUAUUAUUAAAACUGAUCCUCGAGAAAUAUUAUCUUGUGGCGUAUUUUAUAGUAUUCUAAUUGGUCCAACAAUAUUAUCAAAUCUAUAUUUAGCAUCUAUGUCUAUUGAUCAAGGUUUUAUGAUACUUUAUCCAGCUCAUCAUCGUUUACUUAUUACUCGAUAUCAUGUUCUCAUGCGUCUACUUUUAAUUUUUAUAGUAGUUAUAUUAUUUAUGAUUCCACAUCAUUUUUAUUUUCAUUAUAAUAAGAAAACAACAAUAUUUAUUUGUGAGUCUUAUACAUUUAUUGAUCAUUGGAAAAUUCGUAUAUGGCCAUUUUUACAUGCUAUAUUAUUUGUUUCAUUACCAUCAUUAGUAACAUGUAUAUCAUCAGUCAUUUUAUUACAUAAUCGUUUUAAUCAAAGAAGAAUGAAUAAAAAUUAUCUAAGUGACAAUGCACGUCGUAUGAAAAGAAAUUCUAUAUUAGUAUUAUUCAUUUCGAUAGUUACUUUAUUUUCUAUAUUACCAACUGUUAUAUUAGAAGCGUUUAUUAUAUAUGAUCGUCUUUUUAAUGAUGAUAUAUUGUGUUCCAUAAGAUGGAAAACAUAUAAAAUUUUACUUAAUUGGUUUUUGACACUUUCAGCUUUGAAUUAUUCAUCGAAAUUUUAUAUUCGUCUACUUAUAUCGAAAA